GUGGAGUCCGGAACGCUUUAGGGAAGGGACCUGCGGCGUAAACAGAUGCUUUGCCGACGCCUGUAGACCGUGUCGGAGGGCGCAGGCCAUCAUGAACCGGCUCCAAGAUGACUAUGACCCCUACGCAAUUGAAGAGCCUAGCGACGAGGAGCCGGCUUUGAGCAGUUCUGAAGAUGAAGUGGAUGUGCUUUUACAUGGAACUCCCGACCAAAAACGAAAACUCAUCAGAGAAUGUCUUACUGGAGAAAGUGAAUCCUCUAGUGAAGAUGAAUUUGAAAAAGAAAUGGAAGCUGAAUUAAAUUCGACCAUAAAAACAAUGGAGGACAAGCUAUCCUCUCUGGAAACAGGGUCUUCCUCAGGAAAUGGGAAAGUUGGAACAGCUCCAACAAAGUACUACGAUGAUAUAUAUUUUGAUUCUGAUUCUGAAGAUGAAGACAAAGCAGCACAGGUAACCAAGAAAAAAAAGAAGAAAAGACACAGGAUUCCAACAAAUGAUGAAUUGCUAUAUGAUCCUGAGAAAGAUAACAGAGAUCAGGCCUGGGUUGAUGCACAGAGAAGAGGCUACCAUGGUUUUGGAAUACAGAGGCCAUGUCAACAACAGCAGCCUGUUCCAAAUAGUGAUGCUGUCUUGAAUUGCCCUGCCUGCAUGACCACGCUGUGUCUUGAUUGUCAAAGACAUGAAUCUUACAAAACUCAAUAUAGAGCAAUGUUUGUGAUGAAUUGCUCUGUCAACAAAGAGGAGGUUCUAAGAUACAAAAUCCCAGAGAACAGGAAGAAAAGACGAGGCCAUAAGAAGAUGAGGUCUAACCGUGAAGAUGCUGCAGAGCAGACAGAGACAGAAGUGGAAGAAAUCUAUCACCCAGUCAUGUGCACCGAAUGUUCCACUGAAGUGGCAGUCUACGACAAGGACGAAGUCUUUCAUUUUUUCAACGUUUUAGCAAGCCAUUCCUAAGUAGCUAAGUUGCCAUUGAGUUGCCCAGUAAUGUAGAUAAGGCAAGUAUGAACAGUUGUUUUUCUCCUGCCUCUUCAUAUCAAGUGACAUUCUCAGUGCUUAUUUGAGGAAGCAGUGUUUUGUCUUUAUCCUUUUGAAAGAGAAUGGUUAUCAACCUUCAUCCCCCCUCCUUUUUAAAAAAUUUUCCCCCAGCUCUGAUGGGACUGAUUAUUCCUUCCUUUUUCAUGGGCAUUUGGAAACCGUGGGGCUUUUUAUUUAUUAAAGCUCUUUAAAAUUAAAAUGUUCUGGAGUUAUAAGUAA
Molecule: messenger RNA, 1252 nt
Organism: Diceros bicornis minor
Lineage: Eukaryota; Metazoa; Chordata; Mammalia; Perissodactyla; Rhinocerotidae
Gene: EAPP
Product: E2F associated phosphoprotein
Exons: 6
Coding region: 92-952 (286 amino acids)
Biological process (GO): positive regulation of cell population proliferation
Cellular component (GO): nucleus
Source: RefSeq, a predicted model, not a curated record